Messenger RNA from Copidosoma floridanum, 543 nucleotides. RefSeq names its product protein dachsous. NCBI's taxonomy places the organism in Eukaryota, Metazoa, Arthropoda, Insecta, Hymenoptera, Encyrtidae. The record is from RefSeq and is a predicted model, not a curated record.
UCUUGACUUAACAACUCUUGAAAUCAUUGUGUUGGAUGAAAACGAUAACAGUCCUGAAAUUAAGUCAAGCUCGUGUUUUUCACUUACUGUACCAGAAAAUCAAGAAACUGACGCCUUGCAUACAAUAAUCGCUUCAGACAUGGAUAAGGAGAAAAAUGGCGAGCUGCUGUACAGCAUCAUAGGUGGAAAUAUUGGGUCUAAAUUCAAAAUUGACUCCGUGACUGGUGUCUUGUCUAUGGAUAGCUUGGAUCGUGAAUAUAUUUCAAAAUACAUUUUGACAAUUUCUGUAAGAGACAACGGGCAGCACAGCCGUGAAACAUUUUGUAACCUAACAGUGAUAGUUCUUGAUGAAAAUGACAAUGCACCGACGUUUUUGUAUGAUGCGUAUACCAACAUAACAUUACAACCAUUUGAUAUCCAGUCAAAAAGUUAUGAGCAAGAUUAUAAUAAUCAAAACUUUAUCCAAGGAAAAUACUCCAAGACGAUUUCAGAAAAUGUAGAUAUCAAUUCAAAGGAAGUUACUAGUAUAAAACAGUUAGGCUG